Acanthosepion pharaonis is the source of this 978-nucleotide messenger RNA. The record is from the annotation of a GenBank genome assembly. NCBI's taxonomy places the organism in Eukaryota, Metazoa, Mollusca, Cephalopoda, Sepiida, Sepiidae.
AUGAAGGUGUUAUUUCUGCCUCAUACAAGAUCUAUCUAUCUAUCUAUCUAUCUAUCAUUUAUCUAUCUAUCUAUCUAUCUAUCUAUCUAUCUAUCUCUCUCUAUAUAUAUAUAUAUCAUCACAGCGGUCCAGCAGCACAUCAGUGACAUCUAUAUCAUUCAUCUAUCCAUCUAUAUCUAUCUAUCUAUCUAUCUAUCUAUCAGCCUAUUCUUAUCUAUCUAUCUAUCUAUCUAUCAUCAUCUAUCCAUCUAUCUAUCUAUCUAUCUAUCUCAGUCUAUUCUUAUCUAUCUAUCUAUCCAUCUAUCUAUCUAUCUAUCUAUCUAUCUAUCUAUCUAUCUCAAGUAUGUUCACAUCUAUCUCAGUCUGUUCAUAUCUAUCUAUCUAUCUAUCUAUCUAUCUAUCUAUCUAUCUAUCUAUCUCAAGUAUGUUCAUAUCUAUCUAUCUAUCUAUCUAUCUAUCUAUCUAUCUAUCUAUCUAUCUCCAAUCUAUCUAUCUAUCUAUCUAUCUAUCUAUCUAUCUAUCUAUCUAUGUGGACACUGGGGUCAACACCGAAUAUUUUUUGUUUCUCUUGUCGCUUCGUAUUUUUUGUCGUCAAAUUAUCUCGUCGUCGUCGUCGUUGGACCUUGUUGUUCGCGACCGAUCCACUUGACCAACGGACGACCGGCUCCUCCCUUUUUGCGUUGGGAACGUCUUCGCCCGUCCCCUUACUCGCUUUUACUUACACGCUGUUUACGUGCUUUAUUUGAUGAUCUUUAUUUUUUCCCCCGUCUUUCUUUCUUUCUUUCUUUCUUUCUUUCUUUCUUUCUUUCUUUUCCAUCACCUUUUCUUGUUUUAUUACUAUCUUGUCUCUCUUCUUUCUUUCUUUUUGGUUUUCUUACCUUUUAUCCAUCUCACAUUUUCUUUCUUUCUUUCUUUCUUUCUUUCUUUCUUUCUUUCUUUCUUAUCACCACUUUUAAACUAACUUACGUUGUUCCAUAA